This is a messenger RNA of Danaus plexippus (monarch butterfly), 2750 nucleotides long. It is a transcript of the gene Acox3, whose product is annotated as peroxisomal acyl-coenzyme A oxidase 3-like. Gene Ontology annotation, molecular function: pristanoyl-CoA oxidase activity; fatty acid binding; FAD binding. The record is from RefSeq and is a predicted model, not a curated record. Gene Ontology annotation, cellular component: peroxisome. Bases 305 to 2392 code for a protein of 695 amino acids. The transcript is spliced from 13 exons. Gene Ontology annotation, biological process: fatty acid beta-oxidation using acyl-CoA oxidase; lipid homeostasis. NCBI's taxonomy places the organism in Eukaryota, Metazoa, Arthropoda, Insecta, Lepidoptera, Nymphalidae.
AGGUAUUUUAUUACUUAAGUCAUUACGCUUUUGGCAAAAUUAAGUUUUAUCAUAAAUUAGAAAAUUACUUCAAACUAUAAAUAUUCAUAUUUGUUGCUGUUGUCUAAGUUAUAAACUAAAUAGUAAUAUUAUUAAAUAACCAAUUGAAUAAGAAUGUACUUUAAUAGCAUAUCUUGAAAAUAAAAAUUAAAAUUAUUGUUCUUUUUUGCUCCGCUAACAGUUAGCACAAAACUAAGUAUUUUACUUUAUUCUUGAGGUAACAAAAACAGUGAUCUCAUUGUGUCUCAUUUUUGUGAGUGUAAUAAUGGAAAAUUCUACAAAAAUGAUGACUGAAGAAGAAUUGAAAGAAUUUUUUCCCGAUUUUCAAUCAGGACCCUUAGAUCAUUAUAGAAAACAAGCCACAUUUAGCUGGCGUAUUAUGAAACUAGUUUACAACAAUUAUGCAUCAAUUAAAAUAAAGCAUGACAUCUGGAAGUUUAUGGAGACUCAUCCACUGUUCCAACACCCAAGUACCAGGCUCUCGCUGGAUGAAGAGAGACACCUUACCAUCAAAAGGAUGUACACUCUAUACAACGAGCAGUUCGCAUCAUUUGAAAAGAUCGCCGCUGAGCCUAACAUCUUUCAAGCGGAAUCGGAGGCAAUGUUCAUGUUCAACAGUUCUCUGGCUGUUAAAAUUUCCCUAACAUUCCGCAUGUUCGCUAACACCAUACAAGGCAGCGGACGGGCCCACCACUACCACUUUAUAGAGGACAUUCAGAAAGCGAAGAUAGGAGGCUGUUUCGCAUUAACGGAAGUGGCUCACGGAUCUAACGCCAAGGGCAUGCAAACAACGGCGACCUAUUGUCCGGAGACGAAAGAGUUUGUUGUAAAUUCAGCUAAUUUUGAAGCAGCUAAAUUCUGGGUGGGCGCCUUGGGAAAAUGUGCUACCCAUGCAAUUGUAUACGCCAUGUUGAUAUCCAAGGGCAAAAACCAUGGCUUGCAUGCGUUCGUUGUUCCAAUCAGGGACCCGAAAACACUGAAGCUAUACCCGGGAGUCAUCGCUGGUGAUAUUGGCGAGAAGAUUGGAUUAAACGGUCUCGAUAACGGGUUUGUCAUGUUUAAUAACUACCACAUACCCAAGGAAAAUGCGUUGGACAAACUGGGUGGGGUUGACGACAGUGGAGAUUAUAAGACUCCGUUCAGAGAUCCCAACAAGAGGUUCGGGGCAGCGCUCGGCAUCCUCUCCGGCGGUCGCGUGCACAUAACUUCUAUAUCAACGAACUAUUUACAAAAAGCUAUAGUAAUAGCCAUCAGAUAUUCGGCUGUGAGGAGACAAUUCGGUCCGGAGAACUCCAGGGAGGAAACGCCCGUGUUGGAAUAUCAGCAACAGCAAACCCGCCUCCUGCCGCACCUGGCCGCUACAUACGCGUACCGGAUCUUCUGCACCUGGUUCGGCGUCCUGCACAUCAACAUCACCAUUGAUAAUUACGCAGGUGUUCAGGAGAACGCAGCGGCUCGCGGUAUAGAAGUUCAUGCUCUGUCGUCUGCGGUGAAGCCGGUGUGUGGAUGGGGUGCCAGGGACGGUAUCCAGGCGGCCAGGGAAGCCUGCGGGGGACAUGGCUACCUCACAGCUGCCGGCAUCGGCGAUCUCCGUGAUGAUAACGACGCCAACUGCACCUAUGAAGGGGAGAACGGUCUGUUGCUGCAGCAGGCCAGCAACUGGUUGCUAGGCGUGUGGCCGAGGAGGAGGGAAAUAACUCCCGAGGACACUCCUCUCGGGACGCUGGAGUUCUUGGAGAAUGUUGACGAGGUGUUACAGAAGACCUGCCCUUGGGACGGAGACGACCUCGUAGAUCCUUACAAUCUGACUGUGAUGUACAAGUGGCUGACGGCGUACUUACUGAAAAUAACGUAUGAGAAAGUGAGUCAGUUGAAACGAAGAGGAAAAGACAACUGGGAGAGUAAGAACGACUCGCAGUCUUACUACGCUGCCACGCUGUCGGUUGUUUACGGAGAGAAUUAUAUCGUCAACCGAUUCUACAAAACGGCGCAGUCAUUCGGAGAUGACGCGUGCAGAGAGGUGUUGCUCAAGCUGAUGGCCCUGUUCGCGGCUCACAGUCUAGAAAAACAUAUGGCUACGCUGUUCAUUGGAGGAUACUUCUCAUCACGCCAGGGUGUGGAUCUCCGCGCUGGUAUCCUCCGUCUCUGUAAGGAGCUGUCUUCUCAGGCCGUGUCCCUGGUGGACUCCCUCGCUCCUCCAGACUUCUGUCUCAAUUCAGUACUUGGGAAUUCCGAUGGACAGGUAUACAAGCACUUACAGGACAGUGUUAUGUCUUAUCCGGGAGCGAUGAGCCGUCCGCGCUGGUGGAAAGACGUGGUGUUCUGGGAAUCAUACGUGCAGUCAAAAUUAUAAUAUAUAUAUAAAAGUGAUUUAGUUUAAAAUACUAUACGUGAGCCCAAUAUUUUAAGUGAUGUACCAAUGACGUUCCUGUUCCUACCGUCGCGGGCUUUAGGAGAGGUGUAUACACAGGUCGCGUAUAGAUUAAGUUAUACAUUGUGUACAGGUUUUAUACGCAUUUUAUUGUAACGUUACGGUGUAGGUUUUAUUAAUAAAAGCGACGCUUAUUUAUCUAGUUGGAAGGAUAUGGGAGUGUUAAAAUAUUAAUAUAUAUUUUUAUAUUACAAGAUUUAUUUUUUUAUGCUGUUGAAAUAAUUUUAUAAAUAAAAACGGUGAUAGAGGGAAUUUAUAUAAAAUAUAUUUUUUUAUUUUG